GGCUGUUUCCGUACAGAGAUUUGAGCUGAGAGUCGUCUGUUUCUACUGAAGAGACAGGAGCAUCAGCUGGGUUUACUUUGGCAUAUAGAGUUCUUUUUCUACUAUUGCAAGAAAAUAUUUAAGAUCUUUACAAAUGGAUGCCGCCGACCAGCUUGUGUCUACUGGUACAUUUCGUGUGGUGAAGGAGCCCCUUGGAUUUCUGCGGAUUUUAGAAUGGCUUUUUGCAAUUUUUGCAUUUGCAACAUGUGGUGGUUAUUCUGGACAGCUGAAAGUCAGUGUAGACUGUCAGAACAAGACAGACAGCGACCUAAGUGUUGGGAUAGAGUUUGCUUACCCUUUCAGGUUGCACCAGGUGUAUUUUGAUGCCCCCACGUGCGAUGGUAAAAGACGAGAGAGACUGUUCCUGAUAGGAGACUAUUCUUCUUCGGCCGAGUUCUUCAUUACCAUUGCAGUCUUUGCUUUCUUGUACUCAUUGGGGGCCACUGUUGUGUACAUUUUUUACCAGAACAAGUACAGAGAGAACAACAGGGGGCCACUUAUUGAUUUUAUUGUGACGGUGGUGUUCUCGUUCAUGUGGCUGGUGAGCUCGUCUGCCUGGGCGAAGGGUCUGUCGGAUGUGAAGACCGCCACAGACCCCAGUGAGGUGCUUUUGUUAAUGUCUGCAUGUAAGGUGCAGUCCAACAAAUGCCUUCCUCUCCAUAAACCUGUAUGGGCAAGUUUAAAUACUUCUGUUGUCUUUGGAUUCUUAAACUUUGUUCUAUGGGCUGGAAAUAUUUGGUUUGUAUUCAAGGAGACUGGAUGGCAUUCUUCCACCCAGAGGUAUCCUUCAAGCACCACAGAAAAGCAACCAAGAGGCUAUAACCAGCAAUCCUACAACCAAGGCAGAUAUGAGCAAGAAAACAUUGGCCAGUCUGGUGGUACCAAUCCACCAGGAGACUUCGGUCAGCAGUCAAACUACGGCCAAGUGGGUGGCUAUGGCCAGGUAGGGUAUGCCCCAAGCGAGCCUACCUCCUUUGCUAAUUAGAUGUAACAUCUACACUGAAUUUUAAGAUACAAAGCUUAAGAGGGCACACGAUAAUCAGUUGACGUCUAAAUUAGACUACAAUAUGAGGAGUGUUUUCCUCUGUUGUUAGUAUUCUAGUGUCAGAAAGGCAGUGGUUCCAAACUACAACAUAUCUUGUUUGUAGGUAGCGAGAGGUACAAUGAUAUUAUCUGGGGAGUGAAACCUAAAGUUAAAAAGUUAACAUUGUAGGUGUUGUAAAAAUAAUGUUAUUCUAGUUUUCUCUCUCUCUCUCUCUCUCUCUCUCUCUCUCUUCCCCCUCUCCCUCUCUUUCUUUCUUUCUUUCUUUCUCUCUUUUUUUUGGUAUGUUGUAUUCCAGUGGUUAUAGCUGUUUGUAACUAUUUGUUUCUGUGAUUUGCUAUGCCACAGAUCUUGACGGAAAGUAUUUUUGAACUCUGUUUUGCACUCUUGUGAAAGAAGUCGUGGUCAUUUGUAAAAUUAUUGAUGAUGAUUAUUAUUAUAUCGUGUUGAGGAAGUGCAUGAUAUUGUACAUUGUAAGUUAUAAAUCUGCUGCGUGUGCACAUUUUGAGUAAUUGUAUAGCAGCAGUGCAAGCAGAAUUUAAUUAAUUUAAUUUAUUCAACGCAUACCUAAAAUAUCUAGUCUUUGAGGUUUAUUUUUUUGUUUAAGAUGUGUUAACUUUUUUUGUAAUAUCUAAUUAUAUUUUCUUAUACUUUACUUUAUUUUAAAGUUAUUUAUUUAUUUUUUCCUAUAAACCAAAUUCAUUUUUUUUAUGCUUUUAAAAAUUCAGUAACAACCAAGUUCCUGAUGAUAUUACCCUAUUAAUAUUGCACACUGAUAACUGUCCAUGAACAAUAGUUCUUUAUUGUUGGUGUUUUGUGACUACUUGGAUGUUAGCGGCUAUUGUACAAGGAGCAUUCCCUUUGUUUUGUACUUUUAGGAUUUUAGUAAGUACACAUGUUUUAAAAUAUGCUGCUUAAACUGCCAUAAUUCAGAACUGAAAGCACAAAUAUGAAAAGGGAUGAGUGGAACACUGAGUAUGUGUUUGAAAUAUCUUAUAACUGUAACUAGGUAGAACUGUAAAUUAGGUUGAUAUACAUUCAUUAAUCACAUAUUUCUGUAACAAAAAAUAAGUUUGAAUAGAAGUGUAACUUGACAUUCUCUUAAUUGUGAACCUUGUUUCUUGACUUCCAAAGCAUGUGACUUAAAUCAUUGCAGUACAUGCAUUUGUUAAAUGAGGUAUAUGCCAUUGUUGUAUUUGCUCUAAACUCAGUGUUACAUUAUAAUGUGAUCAGGUGUACCUGAAUAAGAUUGUAUAUCAGUAUGCUUUUAAAAUAUGAUUAAUAAAGUUGUUGCACAAACCUUG
Molecule: messenger RNA, 2385 nt
Organism: Acipenser ruthenus (sterlet)
Lineage: Eukaryota; Metazoa; Chordata; Actinopteri; Acipenseriformes; Acipenseridae
Product: synaptoporin-like
Exons: 6
Coding region: 134-1024 (296 amino acids)
Cellular component (GO): synaptic vesicle membrane; synaptic vesicle
Source: RefSeq, a predicted model, not a curated record